AUGUCUUUUACACUUCCAGUAAAACGACAGUGGAAUACAACACUUUCUUUCUUCACGUUUCCUUUUUUCAUUCAAACAAACCUUCCCUUCUUUUUAUUAUCUCUUCUUAUCACCCAUUCUCAAUUAAUUUUUCAUCUCUCUCUCUCUCUCUCUCUCUCUCUCUCUCUCUCUCUCUCUCUCUCUCAUAAAAUAUCUCUUCCUUUUUUUUAUAAGAAUCACGAGGGAAGAAUACGAAAACUUCAAAACAACCACAACAACUCUCUCUCUCUCUCUCUCUCUCUCAGUCUUCCUUUUCUUUCCUUAUUUUCUCUUCCUUACCCCCCAUUCAUUCUACACGCUCUUUCUUUCUCUCAGACCCUUUCUUUUGUUUCCCAUUGGUCCAUAUUCAUUGUGUUUCUUUCUCUCUCUCUCUCUCUCUCUCUAUCUAUCUAUCUAUCUAUCUAUCUAUCUUUCCCUAUCUAUCUAUCUAUCUAUCUAUCUAUCUAUCUUUUCUUACUUUUCCUGUUCCACAUUUAUUUGCUCUUUCUUUCUUCCGCUUCUCAUUCAUUGACUUUCUAUUACUUCCCUCUAUCCCUCAUUCAUACUCUUUUUCUUUCUUUCUCUCUCUAUCUCGCCUUUCUUUAUUCUACUCCUUUCAAUUUUUAUUCUCUCUCUCUCUCUCAGUCUAUACUUUCUUUUACCGCUCAUUCACACGUUUAG
Acanthosepion pharaonis is the source of this 699-nucleotide messenger RNA. NCBI's taxonomy places the organism in Eukaryota, Metazoa, Mollusca, Cephalopoda, Sepiida, Sepiidae. The record is from the annotation of a GenBank genome assembly.